ACUCCAUUGACCCUAAAACCUACAAGAACUCCAAUACGAUCCGCCCAACGACCCAUUGAGGCCACAUAUCAACAUGCCGAAGGUCACCCAUGUCACUUACAACCAAGGCCUCCCGUCUAAACACCUCCACCUCGGAAACCUUGUCCACGAUUUCCAAAAGCCAGAUACCCUCGAACCAUACAUCGAAAAGUCGUACACCGACAUUGCGGAAGCUCCCCCAGCAUGGGCAGAGUCGAGACCACUCGAGAACUUCGCAUUGACCUUGGGAGAGGACGACGAAGCCGACGACUCUGAGGAGGAGGAAGGUCCGCGCUACCGUGUGGCAGCAGCAGCGAAGUCUGUCAAGCUUGAUAUUAAAGAUCCCGUCAAAUUCUUCAACGAAGUCACCCUCAAGUCUGAAGAUGCCAAAAAGUGGCUCGCCUCCCACCUCUCCGCAGCCGAAGACCUGCAGCCAAAACCCAAGCCGCAGAUAUGGAUGUUGACAGGUUUGAUCUUGAUGACACACGCUACAUGGACCCGCCUCUCGAGCAAGCAGAAGUUCACCCCUGGUCUUCCUGCUCCAUUCGAUCCUACUGGCGUCACCGCCAUCCGCCGAUCUUCGGUCAGCGAGCAUGUGAAGCCUGUGUUUGGGUAUGAGGAGAGCGAAGAUAAUAAACUCGUUCCAGGUGGUGCGGUCAUACAUGAGACAGGGAAAUAUCCUGGCACAAGAGGAUGGGCUGCACAAUGGGAGUUGGUUGAUGCGCACGUUCUGCCAGCCGACAAGGGGAAGGGGGGAAAUAAUGAACUUGCAUUGCACGUCCCUGGCCAAGGUGCAAAGAUUGCAGCGGUUGAUCUAAAGGCAGGGGAAUAUGCGACGAAUGGAGAUGAGGGAGUUGUUGAUGAUGAGGAGUACUGGGAGAAGUUUUUGGAUGUUGUUGAGGAAUAUGAGUAAGUGCUCAUACCGUCACAAGCUCUCGCCGAGAAUCUUUUGGGCCUUGAUAACGGAGGUGUAGCAGUGCGCAGGCUCCCUCGCCAUUAAGUGGGUUUUCGCAAGUGAAAUGGUAAGAAUCGGAAAUCGGAG
Molecule: messenger RNA, 1060 nt
Organism: Hyaloscypha bicolor E
Lineage: Eukaryota; Fungi; Ascomycota; Leotiomycetes; Helotiales; Hyaloscyphaceae
Exons: 3
Coding region: 74-931 (285 amino acids)
Source: RefSeq, a predicted model, not a curated record